GAUUCACAGAGAGGGAAGGAACAAGUGACUGAGGGAGACAGGCGCUUGGAGAGUGGGGUCAAGUUGAACAGGACUUCCUAACCCAAACCUGGGAGAGGUGGCUGCUAUCCAGCGUGGCCCAAGAGGCACCAGCCUAGCGCGUGGAGUCCCCAGGUUCGCACAGCCCUGCGCUGUGGCUCGCGGCUGCUGUCUCCAGGAGCGCCCGAUAAGGUCUCACUCCAUUUCUCCUGCUCAGCUCCUGUCUUGAAACUGCAAUAGGGGCUGGAACUCACUGCACGCAGUGGUCAUGGGACCCAGGAUAGGGCCGGUGAGUGAGGAGCCCCAGAUGCCAGACAAGGACAUCAAGGCCAUGAUGGGCACAGAAGACACACCUGGAGGCAAAGCCAGCCCAGACCCUCAGGACUCGCGGCCAAGUGUGUUCCACAGCAUCAAGGUCUUCGUCCUGUGCCACAGCCUGCUGCAGCUGGCGCAGCUCAUGAUCUCCGGCUACCUCAAGGGUUCCAUCUCCACAGUGGAGAAACGCUUCGGCCUCUCCAGUCAGACUUCUGGGCUGCUGGCCGCCUUCAACGAGGUGGGGAACACAGCCCUGAUUGUGUUUGUGAGCUAUUUUGGCAGCCGGGUGCAUCGGCCCCGACUGAUCGGCUGUGGGGCUAUCCUUGUAGCCCUGGCGGGCCUGCUCAUGGCUCUCCCACACUUCAUUUCGGAGCCAUACCGCUUCGACAACACCAGUCCUGCGGACAUGCCGCAGGAUUCCGAGGCUUCCCUGUGCCUGCCCUCAACCUCUGCCCGGGCCCCAGCCUCCUCCAACAGCAGCUGCUCAAGCCACACGCAGGCCCAGCAUCUGGUCGCGGUGGGGAUCAUGUUCACGGCACAGACCGUGCUCGGCGUGGGCGGGGUGCCCAUUCAGCCCUUCGGCAUCUCCUACAUUGAUGACUUUGCCCACAACAGCAACUCGCCCCUCUACCUUGGCAUCCUGUUUGCAGUGACCAUGUUGGGACCAGGCAUGGCCUACGGGCUGGGCGGCCUCAUGCUACGCCUUUAUGUGGACAUUAACCGAAUGCCAGAAGGAGGUAUCAACCUGACAUCGAAGGACCCCCGAUGGGUGGGUGCCUGGUGGCUGGGCUUCCUCAUCUCGGCUGGAGUCGUGGCCCUGGCUGCCAUCCCCUACUUCUUCUUCCCCAGAGAGAUGCCCAAGGAGAAACACGAGCUUCGCUUCCGGCGAAGGGUCUUGGCAGUUUCAGCCUCACCUGUCAGCAAAGGUGAGGAUUCCUCCUCUGAGCAGAGCACUGAGGCGUCCCCGGAAAAGAAGGCUGGCCUAGCCCAGAUUGCACCAAACCUGACUGCGGUCCAGUUCAUCAAAGUCUUCCCCAGGGUGCUGCUGCGGACCCUGCGCCACCCCAUCUUCCUGUUGGUGGUCCUGUCCCAGGUGUGCACAUCGUCCAUGGUGGCGGGCAUGGCCACCUUCCUGCCCAAGUUCUUGGAGCGCCAGUUUUCCGUCACAGCAUCCUUUGCCAACCUGCUCAUAGGCUGUGUCACCAUCCCCUUGGCCAUCAUGGGCAUCGUGAUGGGGGGCUUCCUGGUCAAGCGCCUCCGCCUGGGCCCCAUGCGCUGCAGCAUCCUUUGCCUACUGGGGAUGCUGUUCUGCCUCCUUCUCAGCCUGCCCCUCUUCUUCAUGGGCUGCUCCACCCACCACAUCGCAGGCAUCAUCCACCAGCCUGGCGCGCAGCCUGGGCUGGAGCGGUUUCCAGGCUGCAUGGAGCCCUGCUCCUGCCCAUCGGACGACUUUAACCCUGUCUGCGAGCCCAGCAGCCGUGUGGAGUACCUCACGCCCUGCCACGCGGGCUGCACAAGCCGGAUGGUCCAGGAAGCUCUGGACAAAAGCCAGGUUUUCUACACCAACUGCAGCUGCGUGGCAGGGGGCAGCCCUGUGCUGGCGGGCUCCUGCGACUCAGCCUGCAGCCACCUGGUGCUGCCCUUCAUGAUCCUGGUCGGCCUGGGUGCAACACUGGCCAGUGUCACCCACACACCCUCCUUCAUGCUCAUCCUAAGGGGAGUGAAGAAAGAAGACAAGACUUUGGCUGUGGGGAUCCAGUUCAUGCUCCAGAGAGUUUUGGCCUGGAUGCCCAGCCCUGUGAUCCACGGCACUGCCAUUGACACCACCUGUGUGCACUGGGCCCAGAGCUGCGGGCGUCGGGCCGUCUGCCGCUACUAUGACAACGACCUGCUCCGAAACCGGUUUAUCGGCCUCCAGUUCUUCUUCAAGACGAGCUCCCUGGCCUGCUUCGCCUUGAUUUUGGCCAUCCUAAGGCAGCAGAACAAAGAGGAGGGGACUAAGGCGACGGUAUCCAGCCCUGGCCUACAGCAGCAGCUGUUAGCAUCAGGGCGAGAGAAGAAGCCUGAAGAAUCGAGAGUGUGAGCUGUCCCAGGGCCCCACCCUAGGCAAGAGUGAUGGCCACAGCGAGGAUCUCCUCUGGUCCCUUUGCCCGAGAUUGGGUGUUGGGAGCCCUGUUUCCCAAUUUUGACUCCUCCACUAACUUGCUGUGUGACUUCGGGCAAGUCACUGACCCUCUCUGGGCCUUUGCUCAUCUGAACCAAGGAGUUCCUUGGGGUCUGCUGUGUUGGCUACUUCUAAAGCAAGAGGGUCUUCCCCCUUCCUUCCUCAGCCAGACGGGCUGACCCGAAACCAGGCUUUCCUGGGUGGAAGGACCACGUAUCUUUCUCCCGGGCCCAGGGAUAGAGAAGUGGACAAGAGUAGGCCACACUGCCCUGCACACAGGAUCCUAUCCCGGCUCUGCCGUUCUCCUGGAGCACCCUCUCUGAGCCUCAGCCACCAUCUCUGUUAGGGGGAAGUGGACUUGCCAGCAUUGCGGCCCCUUCCAGCUGUGACCAUCUGUGUGGUCGGGAUGGACUCAGGCCUCGUCCCAGCCCCGCUCAGCCUGGAGGUGGGGCCAGGACAGCCUCUGUCAAGAAGUGUCCAUUUGGCGCCCCCUGGAGGCAGAGUCCUGAGCUCUGAGGGAGGAGGAAAGGGAGGUGGCGUCACUCUCAGGACAUCCAGGCUGGGCAGGGCCUUCGGGAAAGCUGGUGUGACAGCCCAAGGGCCUUAGCUGAGGCAGGAGGCUCACUCUCUGGGCUCAGGAAGUCCAGCCCUUGCCCUCGGGGAGCCACGGUCUGGGAGAGGCCUAGUGUCUGCCGUAGGGGCUCUGGUGGGGAGGAAGACCCAGGUCCCACACUUAGACACCGUCUAACCCCAAAGACCAAACACGCUCAGCACACACUCCCUGGGACCUGUGCAUCGCCACGAUUUCACACGUUUGACCAGGGCCCACCAAACUCACUGUGACUUUCGGGACUAAAAUUAUAAUUUCA
Messenger RNA from Equus caballus (horse), 3366 nucleotides. It is a transcript of the gene SLCO2B1, whose product is annotated as solute carrier organic anion transporter family member 2B1. Lineage: Eukaryota; Metazoa; Chordata; Mammalia; Perissodactyla; Equidae. Gene Ontology annotation, cellular component: plasma membrane. Gene Ontology annotation, molecular function: protein binding. The record is from RefSeq and is marked validated. Gene Ontology annotation, biological process: sodium-independent organic anion transport; transmembrane transport.